This is a messenger RNA of Coccidioides immitis RS, 1797 nucleotides long. RefSeq lists its product as uncharacterized. Bases 1 to 1188 code for a protein of 395 amino acids. Gene Ontology annotation, molecular function: protein binding. Lineage: Eukaryota; Fungi; Ascomycota; Eurotiomycetes; Onygenales; Onygenaceae. The transcript is spliced from 3 exons. The record is from RefSeq and is a predicted model, not a curated record.
AUGGGACUGAGCCAACUCAAAGCGCGUCUGUUUACGAUAAUCCGACGGUCAAAUAACCCCACACAGCAGCAGGCGCCCUCUUUUCUCUUGAGGAUCUCUGCUGUGGCGCUGGCCAUGGUCGAGCUCUCUGUUCCCAUCCGCCUGCGAAGGGCCAUUCUUCUGAACGAUGCCUUUCUCGUGAAGCGGAUUGUGAGGAAUAAUCCUGAGUAUCUAGAGAACCCGGACUACGAUGAUAAGAGCAACACGUCCUUGCACCUUGCUGCCAUCCUUGGCCAUCUUGAUAUCAUCAAAUUCCUCGUCGACUUCGGGCAUGACUUGUGCAACCCAGACUCCUCUCAACUCGGCUUCAACUCAACUCCCGGAAUAAGUCUCAACACCGACUCCUCCACCCCUCUCCAUCUGGCUGCUGCCAACGCCCACGCCGACUGUGUCGACUUUCUCUGCAGCACUUUCCCCCAGACCAUAGAUCGCCAGGAUAAAAAUGGAGCUACGCCCUUAAUGCUGGCAGCUCGGGCCUCCAAUCCGAGCAACACACCGCAGAGUACGACUGUCGUGCCUCCAAAGCAGAGACCACGUGCUACGUCGAAUCCUACAUCUGCGGAAGACACGAGGACCGUGGCUAUAUUGCUGGAGUAUGGCGCUGAUGUCACUCUGGCAGAUAACGCCGGGAAUACUGCAUUGCAUUACGCGAGUGCCUGGGGGAAUUUGAAAGCGUUUAGGUUGCUUGUGCAGUGGAAUGCACCGCCGCUGGUGAAAAAUAACGCAGGAAGUGUACCGGCAGAUUACGCGCUGACUGGUCAGGCGGCUAUAUACUGUAGGGGCCUCAUUGCGGAGUUUGGGAGGCACAGGCUGGAGGAAGAGGAGCAAGAAGGGGAGGAAGAUCGAGAACGCCAGCAUGCACAGCAACAGCAGCAGACGUCGACGAAGUUGAGUUUGAAGGUCAAAGCCAGUGAGCUAGGCCAGUUUACGAAUGAAGCGAGAAUAUCGCCAAUUUCUCCAAACGAGACGAGGUUGAUGGAGGCUUGGAAACGGGCCUCAAGCAGCCCAAGGAGACAGCCCAUGAGCGCCGGAGGGGUGCGCUUAGUUAAUGACGAUACCGAUCGAGACGACGAUACCCCUUCAACUGUCUUCAAAGUGAACCUGCCAAUGGUGGACGCGGCGACGAAUGGGGAUUACGAGAGCGAUUGAUCCGCCAUCUGUCACGGUCAUGAACGCCCACGAGAACGUGCCGUUCAGAGCGUCUUUAUUUAUCUACCAUGGAUACGGAGCGAUUCUUUUGAAUAAAUUUGGCGAUAACUCCGCAUGGCGCUCCUCUCCGUUAAUUCGUCCAUCCCUAUCCUCGUCUGCGACAGGCUAGAGUGACAUAUUGGGCAUUAUAGGCCUCACUUUCUGAAAGGAAGAUUAGCACGUCGGAGCGGCUAUUUCAUUACUAUAUACCUUACGAGGUUCUCUCGGUUUCUUCGGCACUUAUCCUGUCAGUGCCUACCAUUAAAAAUUUUCACCGACACAAUACGCCCACAAUAUUUAGAGCCCUGAAUACAUGAACGACUUAGGAAGUAUCUUCGAAUCCAGACCAUCCAGGCCUGACCGAGCUCUCCCAGUGUCUAAACCCCUGUAAUUCCCGGCCGGGGAAGGGGUUCCCCCAAUUAUUUAACGAAGAUGGUUGUUCCUUGGACAUAAAUCACAGUCACAUAGUCUGGUUCAGAGCAGUGAUAUCUUUUGUUCUCUCUCCUUGUAUGUAACACUUAUAUAUACAAAACCAUGCAUAAACUAGAACUCCUGACACUAAGUACGCCA